This is a messenger RNA of Eutrema salsugineum, 3002 nucleotides long. RefSeq names its product putative serine/threonine-protein kinase-like protein CCR3. The record is from RefSeq and is a predicted model, not a curated record. Lineage: Eukaryota; Viridiplantae; Streptophyta; Magnoliopsida; Brassicales; Brassicaceae. Gene Ontology annotation, biological process: protein phosphorylation. Gene Ontology annotation, molecular function: protein serine/threonine kinase activity; ATP binding.
UUUCCUUUUAAAAUCUAAUAGUAAUAAAAAUGUUGCAAUAAAUAGAAAAUCAAAGAAAAAUAAAAGAAACGUGACUCAACAUAUUUAAAAACGCAUUUUUCUUAAGCAAUUCCUUACUAAUAUUAAUUACUGUUUUGUCACUCAAAUCCUUAGACAAAACGCAUUUCUUCAUCGUCGUCGUCUUCUUCUUCUUCUUUUCUCUCUAUCUCUCUCUUGCAGAGCCUUGACUCCUGAAAAUGAACCAGUCCGACUUAGCGUCGACGAAGACGGUAGUCGGAUUCAACCUCUUUAGAUGAAGCGGCCUAUCUUUUCAACCGUGACGUUUUCCGUCACCGUCGCCGUUAUCUUCAUCGUCAUCUUCUUCCUCCCGAUUCUUGCCACCGCCUUAGGUUCAGGCUCAACUUACGCCGUCGUCUACGGCUCCGACACCGUCUGCGCCUUGAUUUCCGGCCAGCCCACACAGCGUGUCCUCUGUUACGACACGCGCCUUCGUACCACCGUCACUUUAAAUCCCGGCGUCUCCUUCUCCUCCAUCGCCGCCGGAGAGAAUUAUCUCUGCGGUGUACGCUCCGGUGGCUACAGUCUUCUCUGCUGGGAAAACAGCGGGAGCUACACUUUCAACCCUAAGCGAAUCUACCAAAAUGACACCGUUUUGCUCGAGAAUCUCUCCGUCGGCGACAGCCAAAUCUGCGCCACCGUUAACGGCACAAAUUUCCUGAAAUGCUGGAGAAGUGAUCAAUCAACGCCGAAAAACGAAGGAUUCCGGUCAAUUUCCUCCGGCGUUGGUUUCUCCUGCGGCGUCUCGAUUCGAAACAACCGAAUCCUUUGCUGGGGAAGAGAUUCGAUGAAAUCGGGUCGGAUCCAAACCGGAUUCGGGAACACGACGAUGGUAAGCAUAUCUGCAGGCGAAUCACACGCUUGUGGAUUAAACUCUACAGGGAAUUUGAUUUGCAUCGGAAACAACGAAUCUGGGCAGCUCAAUGUUCCAUCGAAUCAACCUUACCAAUACUCUGAGCUCUCUCUCGGAUCGAAUUUCACUUGCGCGAAGCGAAAUUCGAACAAUUCCGUGAUUUGCUGGGGAGGAGGAGCAGAGAGAUUCAACAAUGUCACGGAACAAAUCUCAUUCGAGUCAAUUUCUUCCGGGCCGGGUCUAAUCUGCGGGUUAAUUUCCAGUAAUCUCUCCGUCAUGUGUUGGAACCCUUCCAAUUUCUCAAGAAUCUUCCUCCCUUUCCCAGAAAUUUUACCAGGUCCCUGCGUCGAAUCAUCAUCUCUUUGCUCUUGUGGUGUGUAUCCACAAUCCGAUAACCUCUGUUCUGGUUCUGGCUCGAUCUGUAAAUCAUGCCCGAUCCUUCCGGCGAGUCCUCCGAUUCAAUUCUCCUUUCCACCACCGUCACAGUCAAAUUCUCCUCCGUCGAAAGCCUUCACCGGAGGAUUAUUAGCGUUUGCGAUCGUUGGAUCAAUCGGAGCAUUCGCAGGGAUCUGUAGUGUGGUUUACUGUUUAUGGACAGGAGCUUGCUUGGGGAAGAAGAAAGUACAUAACUCGGUCCAACCGACGAUUACUCGCGGCGGUUCAAAUAGCCGGUCAAACAGCUCGCCACCGUCUCGAUCGUUGACCAUAAGACGUCAAGGCUCGAGAAUGCUAUCGAUGAGGAGACAGAGAAGCGGGACAUCGUCGAUGAAACACGGAGAUAAAGCGGAAGAAUUCUCCUUCUCGGAGCUCGCUUCCGCCACCGGAAACUUCUCUCUAGAGAACAAAAUCGGUUCCGGGAGCUUCGGCGUUGUUUACAGAGGAAAACUCAACGACGGGAGAGAAGUAGCGAUCAAACGCGGGGAAGUAAACGCGAAAAUGAAGAAGUUUCAGGAGAAAGAAACCGCGUUUGAUUCGGAAAUCGCGUUUUUAUCGAGGCUUCACCAUAAGCACUUGGUGAGGCUCGUUGGGUACUGCGAGGAAAGAGAAGAGAGACUUCUGGUCUACGAUUACAUGAAGAACGGUGCGCUUUACGACCAUUUACACGACAAGAACAACGUCGAGAAACACAGCAGCUUGAUCAAUUCGUGGAAAAUGCGGAUCAAAAUCGCGUUAGACGCGGCUAGAGGAAUCGAGUAUCUGCACAAUUACGCGGUCCCGCCGAUUAUACACAGAGAUAUAAAGUCGUCUAACAUCUUGCUCGACUCGAAUUGGGUCGCUAGGGUUUCGGAUUUCGGGUUAUCGUUAAUGGGUCCGGAGCUGGGGAAAGAUCAUCAGCACCGUCCGAUGAAAGGCGGAACGGUCGGAUACAUCGAUCCGGAAUAUUACAGUCUCAACGUUUUGACGGAUAAGAGCGACGUGUAUGGGCUCGGGGUUGUGUUGUUGGAAUUGUUGACCGGGAAAAGAGCGAUUUUUAAGAACGGUGGCGAUGUGGAGGAAGAAGGGUGUGUUCCGGUGCAUUUGGUGGAUUAUUCGGUGCCGGCGAUCACGGCGGAUGAGUUGGGUCGGAUUUUGGAUCCGAGAGUUGGAUCGCCGGAGUUAGGGGAAGGAGAUGCGGUGGAGCUGGUGGCUUACACGGCGAUGCAUUGUGUGAAUGCGGAGGGGAGAAAUAGACCGACGAUGACUGACAUUGUCGGGAAUUUGGAGAGAGCAUUGGAUUUGUGUGGGGAUAGUCAUGGGAGUAUCUCUUCUAGUGGCAUUUGCUCUAUUGUCUCCGAUUGAGAGAGAUUCAAACUCAAAAUCUUUGACUGAUUUUUUACAUAGAGAUUUUUUUUUUCUAAAGAAGAUUUUAGUUGUUUUUCUUAUAUUUUUUUUUGGCUUUUUUUUGGAUGAUUGUUUUUGUAUUUUUGUAAAUAAUGUUUAGCUUAGCUGCUUAGGAGAGUCUGAAAUAUUCAAUGUUCGUGGUCUAAACUUCUGGUUGGGAAAUGUAGAAUUUGGACAGCGGAGAGCUAAAUGAUUAAAAUUGGAUUGUUUUAGAAAGAAAAUAUAUGAAGGAAGAUGGGGAAUUAUCAAGAGAAUUAUGAUUUCGUUCUUU